Molecule: messenger RNA, 1196 nt
Organism: Podarcis raffonei (Aeolian wall lizard)
Lineage: Eukaryota; Metazoa; Chordata; Lepidosauria; Squamata; Lacertidae
Exons: 3
Coding region: 236-1189 (317 amino acids)
Source: RefSeq, a predicted model, not a curated record
UCUUUGCUAAGCAGCUACGCGGGAGGGAGGUGGCCUCGCAUCAUCUCGCCUUGGGGACAGCCUAAGUUUUGGCACUUAAAAUGCAAAGAGGCUGAAGGGCCGCAAGCCUCGCAGCUAGUUACAUUGCCUUUUUCCAAGUUGGCUGCAGUUGAAGGCGGCGGAGGCGUCUGCUGAGGAGGAAGAGAGAUAGAGAGAGGCCGUGCGGGAAAGAUCAGCUGCCACCGUCCUUUGCAAGAUGUUGCACAGACGACGCGACCGUCCAGGGUUUCCCUGGCCCUGGGCUGCUUCUCUCCUGCUCCCUCCCUCUAAGAAGCUGCUGCCAGCAGGAACAGACCCUUGGGGGACCAGACUGACCCAUUUGUUCCUUUGGGAACUUCCAAAGUCACCCUCCCUUCGACCAAGAAGAGGAUCUGAGAAAUGGGGGCACCAUUGGAGGGACCAAGCUUACCACCAUGUGCCUGUGUCCAGUGUCCUGGCAUUAGCCGGCUGUCUCCUCCUCCUGUCUGCCUGCAUGCCGGCCAGGUGCUUACAAAAUAGCCUGAAUCCAAACAGUUCUUUAUGGGAUACAGAUUAUAAGGAGCUGUUUCAGAGGAUUCUCCCAGAGGCCUCUGAAUCUUCUAAAUUCAUGGACGCGCUCAGAAGUAACAGCCCGCUAAGUCGCGAGGAGCAAAUGCAGUUGUUAACAAGUCAGAACUUGACGGCGAAGAUGGAGGUUGAGCAAGGAACGUGUGAUCUGCUCCUGAAGUUUUCCCGAUAUGUCUUGGUGAAAGCUUUCGGGCCUAGCUUGGCGGCUGCUCUCGUUCAGCGCCAAAGCUGUGACCAUCCAGAUGACCCACCCCAAAUCCAGCUGAAUCCUCACAAACUCUUGCAUUCCAAAGUAAAGCCUUCGUUCUUACACUGGGUCCAUCGGCUGCUGAGAAAUGUGGGAGUGGUGGUUGAAAUGAAUCCCUCCAAGAUGCCCUCAAGGAACUGGAUGCUCGAAACAAAGAAACAUCUGGCUAAGCCUGAAGUGAAACAAAAUGGUAGGUGUGCAAAGAGAUUGUGCAUGUUCCUCUGCAGCAAGGAUGGGGGGCGGCUACUUUGUGAGGGGCCAUUGACUUUUGGGAAAACCACACAGAGACCAUCUUGGAUGGUGGGUGGAGCCACAGCUGGUGGGUGGGGCCAGAACCAAAACGGGCGGAGUUUGUAGCAUGAUA